AGACGACCCGAAAUGUUUACGAUUAGACACUUAAUCAGAUUGUUCAAAGUCCGAGGAUGUUGACAUAGCUAAAUUACUUUUGAAAACACCGAAAGCGCCGACGAUGUCAGUGUUCCUCUCAGUAACAGUUUCGAUCGGCUUCCUCGUCACCAUCAUCUACGCUGCCAUCAAGUUGACACAGAGUAUUCUCCGCUUCAGGAGACACGCCGCAGCUGUCAACAAGUUUCCACAGGAUGAGAAAAAUCCGAUAUGGGGGCAUCUGGGCCGUUUCCCUGGACCUAAUGAGGAGGGCUUGAAGUUCCAGCGGCAAAUGACGACAGAGUUCCCAUUUUGUUCGUUGGCAUGGAUUGGUCCGUUUCUUUCCAUGCUAGUCGUCAAUCAUCCGGAUACGGUGAAAUCCAUCUUGAAAACAUCAGAGCCAAAAGCUGCACAGAUCUACAACCUGAUUCGUCCAUGGGUUGGCGACGGUUUGCUGCUGAGCAAGGGAAACAAGUGGGCAAGAAAUAGACGCAUGUUGACGCCAGCCUUCCACUUUGACGUCCUCAGACCUUACAUCACUGUCAAAAACAGAGCUGUAGACAUCCUUCUGAGUAAGAUGGGCAGGUUCUCGCAGCAGGACAAGUAUUUUGAAGUAUUCACAGAGGUCAGUCUGUUCACGCUGGAUGUCAUCUUGAAAUGUGCCUUCUCUUAUGACACAGACUGCCAGAACAUCGGAACAAAUCAUCCCUAUGUGAAUGCAGUUAACACACUCUCUCACCUGGCCACAGACAGAUUCUUCAAGCCGUGGCUGCACAACAAGUGGGUUUACAUGCUGACACCGAGCGGACGCCAGUUCCGGAAGUGUUGUGAUCUGGUCCACACUGUGGCAGAGGACAUUAUAGAGAACAGAAGAAGAGCUUUGCUGUCCCACUCAGUGGAGCAGGAUCUGGUUAAGAGACGGCGCUGUAUGGACUUCCUGGACAUCCUGCUGACCGCCAGAGACGAUGAUGGGGAGGGGCUGACCCCGCAGGAGAUCCGAGAUGAGACAGACACAUUCCUGUUUGAAGGUCACGACACCACCGCUAGCGCCCUCUCCUGGACUCUGUACUCACUUGCGGAACACCAGAAGUGCCAGGAAGCUGUAUACAGAGAGGUCGAUGACCUCAUGUCCCGCAAGCAGAACACCGAUAUUGAGAUGGAGGAUCUUCCACACCUGCCCUACCUCACCAUGUGUCUGAAGGAGAGUCUCCGACUUCACACGCCAGUGCCCUUCAUACAAAGGGAGAUAACCCAGCACCUACUUGUGGAUGGCCAGGAAGUUCCCAAGGGGACUAUAGUCAGUGUGGUUAUCUACAACUUGCACCACAACCCCAUCAUCUGGCCCAACUCGUUGGAGUUCCAGCCAGAGAGGUUUUCACCUGAAAAUGUGGAAAGUCGAGACCCCUACAGCUUUGUACCUUUCUCCGCUGGACCAAGGAACUGUAUUGGACAGAACUUUGCCAUGCACGAGCUGAAGAUUGCCCUUGCUAGGGUGAUACACAGAUUCCGCCUGGAGUUGGACAAGAACCAUACGGUGAGGAAAGUGGAGGACAUAGUGAUGAGAGCCGAGAACGGAAUCCGAAUGAAAGCCAUACCCAGGGUCAAGGUCACACAAGCUUAAAACCAUUAACUGCUGUCACUUAGCUUUCUUCAUCUUUAGAUGAAGUUAUUACAAGUU
Haliotis rubra (blacklip abalone) is the source of this 1696-nucleotide messenger RNA. Its product is annotated as cytochrome P450 4F2-like. NCBI's taxonomy places the organism in Eukaryota, Metazoa, Mollusca, Gastropoda, Lepetellida, Haliotidae. Gene Ontology annotation, molecular function: iron ion binding; heme binding; monooxygenase activity. The record is from RefSeq and is a predicted model, not a curated record.